Acanthochromis polyacanthus (spiny chromis) is the source of this 8297-nucleotide messenger RNA. It is a transcript of the gene slit1a, whose product is annotated as slit homolog 1a (Drosophila). Gene Ontology annotation, biological process: axon guidance; negative chemotaxis. Bases 531 to 5138 code for a protein of 1535 amino acids. NCBI's taxonomy places the organism in Eukaryota, Metazoa, Chordata, Actinopteri, Pomacentridae. The transcript has 37 exons. The record is from RefSeq and is a predicted model, not a curated record. Gene Ontology annotation, molecular function: Roundabout binding; heparin binding; calcium ion binding.
GUAAGAGAGAGAGGGAGAGAGAGAGAGACUGGCUUUUUUUUCUUUCUGCUCUUUCCCUAUUCCCUCUCUCUUCAGGCGAGCAGAGCAGAACGGGACUGAGUGAGAGGAGGACAGAGACGCAGACGUGUGCAGACCAGAGCACACCAACUCCACAAAGACAAGAGAGGAGGAAGAGUUUGCAAGGAAGAGAAAGAAAGCAGCUCCUUCUUCUUCUUCUUCUUCUUGUUUUUUUUUUUAUUUUUACAUCAGCAAACUGUGGUGGAUAUCAAACCUACAUCAGAAGCAUUCUAGAAGAACAAAAAAGAGGAUUUGUGUGGCUUCACAGCUGAGAGGAGAAUAUUAGCAUUUGUUAUAGGGUUUCUUUUUUUUUCUUUUAUUCUAUUUAUAUUCACCACAUAUUUAAAAAUUGCUCUACCUAGCGGAGUUGUGAGGCGUAACAGGACUCUUGGAAGCACAAAAAAAAAAAGGUGGACAGAGAGAAAAAGUAAAGGGGUUUGUUUGAGAAGAGCAAGGCUGCCGUGGUGGUGAACAUGCCCAUUAGAGGUAGCUGUUUUGAGGCAGGCAUGGGCAGGCUGGCCGGGCAGCCACUCUGGAUGUGGGUGGUGAUGCUCUCUGCCCUGAUCAUGGGUGAUGCCAGUGCCUGCCCAGCCCUGUGUACCUGCAGCGGCACCACAGUGGACUGCCACGGACUGGGUCUCAAAACCAUGCCAAGGAAUAUCCCCCGCAAUACUGAGAGGCUGGAGCUGAAUGGGAAUAACCUCACACGCAUCACCAAGAGUGACUUUGCUGGACUGAAGUACCUCCGAGUUCUGCAGCUGAUGGAGAAUCAGAUUACUGUGAUCGAGCGUGGGGCUUUUGAUGACAUGAAGGAGCUGGAGAGACUGCGGCUGAACCGUAAUCAACUACAGCAGCUUCCUGAGUUGCUGUUUCAGAAGAACCCUGGCUUGUCUCGACUAGAUCUGAGUGAGAACUUCAUCCAGUCCAUCCCCAGAAAAGCAUUCAGAGGAGCUACAGAUAUCAAAAACCUCCAGCUGGAUAAAAACCACAUCAGCUGCAUCGAGGAUGGAGCCUUCAGAGCGCUGAGAGGCUUGGAAGUGCUAACGCUGAACAACAACAACAUCAGCAGCAUCCCCGUCUCCAGCUUCAACCACAUGCCCAAAUUGCGAACUUUCCGUCUCCACUCCAACAACCUGAACUGUGACUGUCACCUGGCCUGGUUGGCCCAGUGGCUCAGACAGAGGCCUACAAUUGGUCUAUUCACCCAGUGCACUGGCCCUCCUGAGCUCAGAGGCCUCAAUGUUGCCGAGGUACAGAAGCACGAAUUCAGCUGCUCGGGACACCAGGAUUCUUCCAGCCUGCAGCCGUGCAGCAUUGGUGGAGGUUCAUGUCCUGCCAUGUGUACCUGCAGCAACAACAUCGUGGACUGUAGAGGCAAAGGUCUGACCGCCAUCCCAGCCAACCUGCCUGACAGCAUGGCUGAAAUACGUCUGGAGCAGAAUGGGAUUAAGUCGGUCCCUCCUGGAGCUUUCUCUCCCUACAAGAAGCUGCGUAGGAUAGACCUGAGCAACAACCAGAUCUCAGAGAUAGCUCCAGAUGCCUUCCACAGCCUGCGAUCCCUCAACUCCCUUGUGCUGUAUGGAAAUAAGAUCACUGAUCUGCCCAAGGGGGUGUUUGAUGGCCUCUACGCCUUGCAACUCUUGUUGCUGAAUGCCAAUAAGAUUCACUGCGUUCGUGCCAACGCCUUCCAGGACCUGCAGAAUCUCUCGCUGCUAUCGCUCUAUGACAACAAGAUCCAAACCCUCGCCAAGGGCACCUUCACUUCACUCCGAGCUAUACAGACCCUUCAUCUGGCCCAGAAUCCAUUUAUUUGUGACUGUAAUCUGAAGUGGCUGGCGGACUACCUGCGCUCCAACCCGAUUGAGACCAGCGGCGCCCGCUGUGCCAGCCCACGCCGCCUCGCAAACAAACGUAUUGGACAGAUCAAGAGCAAGAAGUUCCGUUGCUCUGCCAAAGAGCAGUACGUCAUCCCAGGUACAGAAGACACCCGUUUGAAUAAUGCCUGUAACAGUGAUCCAGUGUGUCCUCCUAAGUGCCGCUGUGAGUCCAAUGUAGUGGACUGUUCCAACCUGAAGCUCACUAAGAUCCCUGAGCACAUCCCUGCAUCCACCACUGAACUCCGCCUUAACAACAAUGAUAUUACAACUCUGGAAGCAACUGGAGUUUUUAAGAACCUUUCCCAGCUGAAGAAAAUUAACCUCAGCAACAACAAGAUCACAGAGAUUGAGGAUGGGGCGUUUGAAGGUGCAUCAUCUGUCAACGAGCUUCACCUCACAGCCAAUCAGAUCGAUUCGGUUCGAAGCGGGAUGUUCCGUGGCCUUGAGGGACUUCGCAUGCUGAUGCUGAGGAACAACAAGAUCAGUUGUGUCCACAACGACAGCUUCACGGGGCUUCACAACGUCCGUUUGCUGUCUCUGUAUGACAACCAGCUGACCACAAUCACCCCAGGAGCCUUCGACACUCUGCAGACUCUCUCCACUCUUAACCUCUUGGCCAACGCCUUCAACUGUGACUGUCGGCUGGCCUGGCUCGGAGAUUGGCUGAGGAGCAGGAAGAUCGUGACGGGUAACCCUCGCUGCCAGCGUCCGGCCUUCCUGAAGGAGAUCCCUCUGCAGGAUGUGGCUCUGCCUGACUUCCGCUGUGAGGAGGGCCAAGAGGAGUCAAGCUGUGUGCCCAGACCCCAGUGUCCCAGUGAAUGUACUUGCCUGGAGACUGUGGUGCGCUGCAGUAACAAGCACCUCCACACCCUGCCCAAAGGCAUCCCCAGAAAUGUGACUGAAUUGUAUCUGGAUGGAAACCAGUUCAGUGUUGUGCCAAAGGAGCUGUCUACCUUCAAAUACCUACAGCUGGUAGACCUGAGCAACAACAAGAUCAACUCUCUGACCAACUCAUCCUUUGCGAAUAUGAGCCAACUUACCACUCUAAUCCUGAGCUACAACUCCCUGCGCUGCAUCCCCAAAAUGGCUUUCAGUGGACUGCACUCUCUUCGACUGCUGUCUCUUCAUGGCAAUGAGAUCUCCGAGCUUCCCGAUGGCAUCUUCAAUGACGUGGCCUCACUUUCUCACUUGGCCAUUGGUGCCAACCCCUUGUACUGUGAUUGUCGCCUUCGCUGGCUGUCUGACUGGGUGAAGACCGGAUACAAGGAGCCUGGCAUCGCCCGCUGUGCCGGCCCUCAGGGCAUGGAGGGCAAACUGCUCCUCACGACACCCGCAAAGAAGUUUGAAUGUGGAGGCGAUGUGGACACUUCAGUGCUGUCUAAGUGUAACCCCUGUCUGUCCAGUCCAUGUCUGAACCAAGGCAUCUGUCACAGCGACCUGGUGGAGAUCUACAGGUGCAGCUGUCCUCCAGGAUUUAAGGGUAAGAACUGUGAGACGGGUCUGAACGCCUGUGUGAGUAGCCCAUGUGCCAACGGAGGAGCCUGCAAAGUGAAUGAGGAUGACGAGGGAGAUUAUAGUUGCACAUGUCCCCUGGGCUUCGAGGGCCCCACUUGCCAAACCAACAUUGACGACUGCGAAGACAACGACUGCGAGAACGGAGCGACCUGCAUGGACGGAGUCAACAACUACACCUGUUUUUGUCCCCCCUACUACACAGGGGAGAUGUGCGAAGAAAUGGAAGACGUGUGUGCCCCUGGACGGAGCCCCUGCCAACAUCAGUCUACCUGCCUCAUCACCUCAAUGGGACCCAAGUGUGUGUGUUCUCCUGGUUAUGUCGGUGAUGACUGCAGUGUAGACUACAACGACUGUGAGGAGCAUCGCUGUCAGAACGGAGCUGAGUGUGUAGAUGAGCUAAAUGGAUAUUCCUGCAUCUGUCAUGAAGGAUACAGCGGUCAGUUGUGUGAGGUUCCUCAAUCUCCACUGUCCCUGUGUGAGCUGGCCGACUGCCAGAACAACGCCCCCUGUGUGGAGCGAGGCGGUCGCGCCCUCUGCCAGUGUCCCCCAGAGUUUGGGGGGCCACGCUGUGAGAAGCUGGUCAGCGUCAACUUCAUCGACAGAGACUCCUACCUGCUGCUCUCUGACCUCAAGAACUGGCCUCAAGCUAACAUCACCCUACAGGUGUCAACAGCUGAGGACAAUGGCAUCCUCCUGUACAAUGGAGACAAUGACCAUAUUGCAGUUGAGCUCUACCAAGGCCAUGUCAAGGUCAGCUAUGACCCCGGCAGCCAGCCAGGAGAUGCCAUUUACAGUACUGAGACUAUCAACGAUGGUCAGUUCCACACAGUGGAGCUGGUGACCUUUGACCAGAUGGUGAACCUGUCCAUUGAUGGGGGUCUCCCUACCACAAUGGACAGCUUUGGGGCAGUGCGGCCCCUCAACGGGGAGGCUCCACUAUACGUGGGGGGCAUGCCUGUGGACGUACCUUCUGGCACCUUCCGUCUGUGGCAGAUCCAGAACGGUUCCAGUUUCCAUGGCUGCAUCCAGAACCUGUACAUCAACAACGAGCUCCAGGACUUCACCAAGACCCAGAUGAAGCCCGGCGUGGUACCGGGCUGUGAGCCCUGCAAGAAGCUCUACUGUGUACAUGGCAUCUGCCAACCUGAUGGGGUCCAGGGACCGGUGUGCCACUGCCAGCCCGGCUGGAGUGGAGCGCACUGUGACCAGCCUGCCGCUAACCCCUGCCAGGGCAGCAAAUGUGUCCAUGGAAAGUGCAUCCCACUGGAUGCUCAGUCGUACCGCUGCGAGUGUGUGGAGGGUUACCGUGGUGCCCUGUGUAACCAGCAGGGUGAAUUGUUUAACCCCUGCCGUCGCCUGUCCUGCAAGCACGGUCGCUGCCAGAUCUCAGACACAGGAGACGCGUACUGUCACUGUGAAAGCGGCUACACUGGGGAACUCUGUGAUGCAGAGUCCGAGUGCCGAGGGGAACCUGUGCGAGACUUCUACCAGGUACAGCGAGGCUAUGCUAUCUGUCAGACAACACGCAUGGUCUCCUGGGUGGAGUGCACCGGGGCUUGCGAUACAGGGGCCUGCUGCGCCAGCCAGAGAAUGAAGCGCCGGAAAUACACCUUCGAAUGCAGCGAUGGAACCUCCUUCAGCGAGGAAGUGGAAAAGACCAUCAAGUGCGGCUGCGUGGGCUGCAUGUAGCACCAUUCACUCACACAUUUCCUGCCACUGCUGCAGCGCAGAAGAUGGAUAGAAAGGAAGGAAGAAAGCAAGAAGACUGGAGCAAAGCGAAGGAGGGAAAGAAAGAAAGAAAGAGAGAUUAUAAAGAAUAUAUAUAAAACCUCUAUCUAUAUAUUAUGGACAACAAUGUUUGUAAAAUAGGACAUUUCCUCCCCUUCCAAGGGUGUGUGACCUACAGUAACACAGAGAAACCAACAUCAUGUGCAACAAUGUAGAAGUGACAACAACAGCGACAAAACCAUUGUAUCUGCAACAUUGCUCCAAGGGGUCCAGAGAUUUCAAACGCGUUGCGCUCUGAGUAAGGCAUCCGUCCAACCCAAAUUCUCCAGUGUGAAUUCCCCAUCCAUCUGUAAGGCCUCUGACAGCCCAGCCACCAUCUACCAUCUUUACUCCGUGGAGGCAGCGAGGACAGCGGGGUCCAGCCUGGCUACGAACGACAGAACAGGCAGAGAAAGACAAAAAAAAGAAGCGAGAAGCUCAGAGGGAUAAGGAGAGAGCUGGACCGUUUGACUUGGCAAAGCUAUCUUGAGUUGAGCUUGGCUGGGUUACCUGGACUUUGGCUGGAUAUGGCUUGGGUUGAGUUAAAGUUGUUGUUGGUUUGGUGUAGCAAUUUCUCUGCCAGGAUACAGUCAUCCAUCCACACAUGCACAUGCAGAAGCAAAGAGAAAGAAAGAAAACGUAGGGUUAGAGCGGCACAUAAUCCUGUGCAGAUGUCAUGGCUGCGAGGUUUGGUGGUCUGGUGUCACAGUUGUUCGCUGUGUGGUACCGUAACAUAGAAACUCCAUAUAAAAAUAGAGACUGCACUGACUAGCAGCACUGAAAACAGCAGUUCAUCCACCUCUCUGAAGCACAUGAUCACACAUGCAUGGCAUACAUACAUUUUACACACAACGUGAGAGGGCUUGUGUGGUGCAACUACUCUAUUCUGUUCGUACAGCUGACCAAUCUGGCACUGGCAGUGCCCCCCGUGUUUAUCAGCCCCCAGCAUGUAUUGCCUCAGGGUUAGGAUGAUUUGCAGAAUAUCCCACCCCUCUUUGAGCAGGAGGCCGAUUAGCCCUGCUCCAUUUGAUGCCUGCAGUAUUAAAACUUGUGCAAACUCUUGCAUGUGUGGAGAAGAGUUUGCCAACAACUAUGUAGAACUUCUUAAUAUCAUUAUAAAUGUUACUACGAAACAAAAGGUUGCAGAAUCAUCUUCUGAGUUUUGUUUUGUUCUGUCUAAUUUCUCAUAUUGAUUUAUUUUUAUUUUUGUUAUAUUUUGUUAUAUUUUGUCUCAUGAUGUAACCUAACUCCUUUAGCUGCCCCCAAACCUUCCCCUACAACCCUUUAUAUAGAAAUGCCUAACAGAUUCUAAUAUAUAUAUAUUUGUAUUUCAUUUUGGUAUAGUAUUUUUCUAUGUUAAAGAGUAAGUCUGUUUCUGGAAGCUUUGGGACCGGUGGAAAGGCAUUCAGCUGGUUCCCGAGCUGUUUUUAUUUGUUGAUCUCACUUGCUCCAACAAGGUAAUUAAUUACGUUAAUUGGCCAAAAAACGCAGCAGCUGGUUGGCCUUGUUGUAUAGGAGGCAGUAUUGGUCUAGAAAUAUGUUUAAUAUUGUAUAUGUUGUCUUCCAUGUGAAUAUUACAUCUAAUUCAUGAGAGUCUGUGCUUGUUUUUAUUUAUUUUAUCUAAAGGCGUUUUCCUGUAGAAAGUGAAAAGCAUAAAAUGUUGCUGGCAUUCAAACAUUUUCAAAAAUUUCAAAAAAAGAUUAAAAAAGGCAAAAACAAUUAAGAAAAAAAUAGCAUAAAAAUCUGUAAGGUAUUUGUAACAUCACUUAAUAGCGAGUUACGGCAGUGUUUUCCUCCUCUCUGGCUCAGACAUUCCUCAUUUGCUGCAGGGGCUGGAGCUGAGAUUAAGAGAUGUCCCCCUCGAAAUUACCUUGUGAUUAACACACCACACUUCAAAGGCUUCUGAUUGUUUUCAUGUUAAUUUUGUUGAAGUGUGCAUUUACAUCAUUUGAAUCUGAGAGACGUUUGCCACGGAAAGAAGGUGCUUUUAGUUCAACAGAGUGAAAGUAGUCAAGCUCAACUGAUCAUAAGCUGCUGUCAAGCCAGAAGAAACAGGAUGAAGUUGCCUCUGUGGACAAUGAUCAUCUUAAAGGUAUAUCAUCCUAGAUCUCUUCGCACAGGCAACUGUGCGACACAUUACAUGCCUACUACUGACAGAAAAUAAACGAGAACGUUCUGGACAUUUUCAGUCUGUCAGUUCUGACUGGCUAUCCAUACAGAAAAAAAAGAAGAAAUGGUGCCAAUUACAGUGAACAGUCAUACCUGAAUGUAUAAAUGUGUAUAGAUAAAUAUGACCUAUGCUUAUUCAUGAAGUGGUAACUUUUAGCUGUUAUUUAGUUUCCAAUGUAAGAUAUAGAAAUCACAUCCUGUUGAAGAAGUGACAGUCCAUCGGGAUGGCGUAAGGCAUUGUUCUCCCAGCAGAUUGGGAUUGUGUUCAUCCAUUUUGCUGAUCUAAAUGUUAAAAAGUCUCUUUAUAGUGUGAAAGGCUGCAGACCCAGAUCUCAGCCCGGUACAAUGUCACAUCACAGAGCUCCUAUUCAUAUUGCUACCCAUUUGUUUUACAUGCUGUUGAUGUGAUCCCAGUGGUGUACAAUAACAUUAAAGAAGAUCUCAUAAAGGAUACUGAUGAACAGUCACUGUAAUACUUAGGCUGUGCGCCUCCUAAAGGUGCAUAUUUAGUCGAAUGUGACUUUCUUUUCAUGUCUCCUUUCCUUCCUCUGCACUGAUCUGUACUGGACUGGUGCAUUCAACUUCCUGGUAGACAUCUUAGUGGUGCUUGUGCUAUAUUGAGAUGUAAUUCAGUUGUCUGGUCGCCUGACCGGAAACACAGAUUUUCCAUCUUAUGAACUAUAUACAUAUUUGUUAUUGUGAACAACACAAUGUCUCUGUUGUAUUGAAAUGGUGCAAAAACUUAAGAAAUAUCCCUGGUUGGGUUCUGUCUAUUUGCUUUUAUGUUACAGGACUGAUGAUGGGAUUGAACUGAAAAACUCAAUAAUGCUGAAUGUAUGUAGUGCCACCGACAAAAUGUUUACCAAACCUCCACUCUUUUCAUUAAUUAAACUUAAAUGUGUGUGCUUUUAA